AUGCCCCGCCGACUGCGAUCAGAUCGCGAAAGCCCCCCAACCGUUGAAGUGGAAAUUGACCAUGCGAGCCAGGGAAGCAACCAGCUCGACCAGCCAGUUCGAUUCAUCACGACUGCAACUCCAACUCCCGCUCACUCCCCUCUAAUCCUCCGCACCCCGUCUCGUCUACCCGGGAUAACCAGCGAUGAUCUCCGAAUCCUGCGCACAAAACAGCGUCGCCUACAGCGAUCAGCCUCUCUAACUACACAAGCCACCCGCGAACUCGGUCCGUGGGCACUCCAAGGACUCGCGUCAACGCUGAUCUUCGCUCAGCAUGAAGCUGGUACGGCGGUCUGCAUCGACGCGCGCGGGUGGAUGCUGACGUGUGCGCAUUGUUUCGGUGAAACGGCCCAAGAAUGGCGGGCUCAUCGUCGUAAAUGGCUGCUGUGUUACACGGGAUUGGCGGUGCAAGUCGAGUGUCGGGUUUGGGAUGCGCGUCGCGAUCUAGCUCUCGCGAAGGUAGUCUGUAUCGAGGCACCGGAAGAGCUCAGUAGCAGUCACCCAGUGACCUCCGUCUUUGCCUUUGUCACCCUCUCAACGUCGCAGUCGACCACCGCUCCGAUAAUCUGUAUCGGACAACCAGGAGCCGAUGACCUCGAAUCAGCCGCGCCCCGCAAAACCGCUUACGAUUUGAUCGAAAUCUCCAAGGGGCGACUGUGUGGUAUGAUUCCCGACAUCGAUCCACAGGAUAACUCCGAGAUCGGGACACUAAAACACGAUGCGUGGACAUACUGGGGUCACUCUGGGGCACCGCUUUUGCGGAGAGUCGACGGGAGUUUGCUGGGACUGCAUUCCUCGUGGGAUGAUAGUACCGCGAUGCGUCAUGGAGUGCCACUGGCUGCGAUCAAAGCGUUUCUCAGGGAGCACCUCCCCAAAGACGAAGUGAACCUGGCAGAGCCUGCUCGUAGUUUGGAGAAGAAAGAACCCGAGAUCAUUGUGAUAGAUAGCUCUGAUUGA
This is a messenger RNA of Penicillium subrubescens, 996 nucleotides long. Its product is annotated as S1 family peptidase. Lineage: Eukaryota; Fungi; Ascomycota; Eurotiomycetes; Eurotiales; Aspergillaceae. The record is from RefSeq and is a predicted model, not a curated record. The coding region runs from base 1 to 996 and encodes 331 amino acids. The transcript has a single exon.